AUGGCUAAGCGGGAUGAUGAACUAGACAAGAAGCGUCUUGAUAAAACAAAAAAGGCAAAGGCCGAUUUUGAGAACCGAGUUGCGAGACUGGAAGAAAGGUUGGGAAAUCCCAAUACCAAAAUAAGUCAAAGAGAAGAUAUCCGGGCCGAGAUUCAAAGGAUCCGUGAAAUUCAUUUGAAAACUCUCAAUCAAGAUUUGGCAGAUAUUCAAGAGAGAAUGCAGGAGAGGCAGAAUGAUGCUGAUGAUAUUCCCAGCUCCUCAGUUGGACAAUCUUCUUUAAAAUCUGUAGGCAGAGCUAAGGGAGAGUCACAACAUGACUAUCUAGUGCGCACAGGUAAAAUAACACCCUUCUCAAAGGGUAAUUCGUACGAAGUUCCAACCCAUAAUCGUCCUAAGUCACAUCAGAACCUUAUAGUUCCCGGUAUGGAGCUUGAAGAUUUAGAUGAAGGUGAGGAGACUGAAGAGGAAGUACAAGAACUAAUUAUCGAGCGACAUCGCAAAAAACGAAAGAUGGAACAGCAAAAUAAAGCUAAUGCAGUCGAAUCAAAGGUUAAAGAAGAAGAGGAUCGGCCUUCGCCUUUGAAAAUAAAGGUAAGAUUGACCAAAAGGCGAUCAACCAGUCCUGACGAGUCCGUUCAUGGUCAAGAAUCAGAUAGAGUAAAGAGUUCGCCCUCAAGGAGUACGUUGGAAGAGGUCAGCAAGGUCGAUUUUAUACAUUCCCAAUCUGAGUCUGACUCGGAUGUAGUUAAAUCUGAGGACGAGGAAGAUGAAUACAUUCCUGAAACUAUUUCUGAAGAAGAAGGCGCUGGAAUCGAAAUUGAAGAUCAUGAUCAAAAUGAAGAAGACCAGGAGGACUUCAGCAUUGACGACGAGGAACAAGAGUAUUCAGAACCAAAAUCUGUCAAGCGUAAACGCAAGGCGGAAGCAGAGUCGGCAAUCUCUGGCCUGGAUGAUGGAAACAUUGCCGUUUAUAAAGAGCGACUAGCUAGAUGGAUCUCAAAAAGGAAAGCAUACCGUAAUAAAGUAGCUAAAGACAAUCAGACUGAGGUGGUGAAUUUAGGAGAAGGUGUAGAAGAAUGGCAAAUUCCGCACCCGACAUACCCUGAUGCUGUUCUAGAUAAUGAGUUCAAGGUCCCAGGUGAUAUAUAUACAAGCCUGUUCGAUUAUCAGCGGACAGGUGUUCAGUGGCUAUGGGAGUUGUAUUCUCAAAAGACAGGAGGGAUCAUUGGUGACGAAAUGGGAUUGGGAAAAACUAUACAAAUAGUUUCAUUUCUAGCUGGACUGCAUUAUAGUGGUAAGUUGGACAAGCCGGCAUUGGUAGUUUGUCCAGCAACUGUAAUGAAACAAUGGGUCAACGAAUUUCAUCGAUGGUGGCCAGCAUUGAGAGUAGUUAUCCUGCAUUCCAUUGGCUCGGGUAUGGAUCCUACCAAGGAGCAGCAAAUGGAGGAAGCAUUAAUCGAUCUAGACCCUGAUGAUCCAUUGACGGUUGGGGAAAUCAAGAAACGUGCUGGAGCAAAGUCGUUAGUUGAUUCGGUAAUGUCUAAAGGACAUGUACUCAUUACCACCUAUGUUGGAAUGCGAAUAUAUUCAAAGUAUAUUUUGCCAAGGAAGUGGGGAUAUUGCGUUUUGGAUGAAGGUCACAAGAUAAGAAACCCAGAUUCUGACAUCUCCCUCAAAUGCAAACAAGUGAAGACUGCUAAUAGAAUCAUUUUGUCAGGUACGCCCAUUCAAAAUAAUUUAACGGAAUUAUGGAGCUUGUUUGAUUUCGUUUUUCCCGGCCGACUAGGAACGUUGCCUGUAUUUCAAAAUCAAUUCUCUAUUCCGAUCAACGUUGGCGGGUAUGCAAAUGCGACUAAUGUUCAAGUCCAGACAGCAUACAAAUGUGCAGUAGUAUUGCGCGAUAUUAUUUCACCGUAUAUGUUGAGAAGAAUGAAGGUAGAUGUGGCAGCUGACUUGCCCAAGAAGAGCGAAAAGGUUUUAUUCUGUAAAUUGACUAAAAUUCAGAAUGAUGCAUAUCAGAAUUUUUUAAAGUCGGAUGAGAUGAAAUCCAUAUUUGCUGGUAAACGACAGGUAUUAUUUGGAGUGGAUAUCUUGCGAAAGAUUUGCAAUCAUCCAGAUCUUGUGAAUAGAGAUGUACUAUUGAAGACUCCGGAUUAUGAAUAUGGCUUGCCAAGUAAAUCCGGUAAAAUGCAGGUAGUCAAAGCUCUUGUGGAAUUGUGGAAGUCUCAAAAUCACAAAACUUUACUCUUCUGUCAAACGCGUCAGAUGUUGGAUAUCCUUCAAAGGUUUAUCCUUGACCUCAUGCUUCCUGGUACAGGUGACCGGCUCAGGUUUCUUCGUAUGGAUGGAACUACACCAAUCGCCAAUAGACAACGUUUAGUAGAUGAAUUCAAUAGCGAUCCCACAAUCGAUAUUUUUUUAUUGACCACCAAAGUUGGUGGGCUGGGAGUAAAUCUUACCGGGGCUGACAGGGUGAUCAUCUAUGAUCCGGACUGGAAUCCUUCAACUGAUGUUCAAGCCAGGGAAAGAGCAUGGCGGCUAGGACAGAAGAAAGAUGUGGUAAUUUACAGGCUGAUGACAGCUGGUGCAAUCGAGGAAAAGAUCUAUCACCGUCAGAUCUUUAAGCAGUUUCUUACUAAUAAGAUUCUCAAAGAUCCUAAACAGCGUAGAUUUUUUAAAAUGAACGAUCUUCAUGACUUAUUUACGCUUGGAGAUCUAGAAGGCGGAACCGAAACAGGCGGUAUGUUCUCCGGGACAGAGCGUACACUUUCACAAGCAGGUACUCAAAAGAAGGCCGAGGAGGACGAUCUAAAUCAAGUUUCAAAACUAGGAGGGGUUGCUGGACUGGAAGAUUUUCAAACUGGUAACGAAGUUGUCCAGGAUGGCAAAGAUAAAUCUUCAGCUUUGGAGCAUGAAGACAGUGUUUUGGAGGGUAUAUUUGCAAAGUCAGGAGUCCAGAGUACUCUUGAGCAUGAUUCCAUUAUGGAGGCUUCAAGGCCAGAUACUAUUUUGGUUGAAAGAGAAGCAUCUCGAGUUGCAACACAAGCUGCUAAUGCUCUUCGAGAAUCUCGAAAUGCUGCUCGAAAGGCCCAGAUUGGUACUCCAACUUGGACGGGUCGUUUCGGAAGUGCUGGUAGGGUUACAAAUAGAAGUAGUCCUUUACCAAAAGGAAGACUGGGGACUCCUUCCACGACGCCAGGAACGACUUCACGAUCAUCUAGAUCUUCAUCCCCCAGAGUUGAGUCGAAUAAAUUGUCAUCAACGUCGAUUUUGCAGAACAUCCGACAAAAGCGGGAGCUCGAGGAAAAGGAAAAGGCUACCAUUGCUAGCAUUGAUGACGGUCUACCUGGAGGCAAUCUGGCUGCUCGGACCAAAAUCCUCAAGAAUAUGGUUUCAUAUUUGUACAAUCAGCCUGAACAUAAAGGUAAAUCUGCAUCAAUUCUGGCAGCAGCUAGUGUCAGACUUGAUGAUACUCAGGAAGUAGCUACAAUCCGUCAAAUGUUAAGGGAAAUCGCUAGUUGGAAUAGCACAGAUUCUACUUGGACAUUAAAAGAGGAGUUUUGUUCGGUUGACCGUACAUAA
Sugiyamaella lignohabitans is the source of this 3582-nucleotide messenger RNA. RefSeq names its product DNA-dependent ATPase RAD26 (gene RAD26). The coding region runs from base 1 to 3582 and encodes 1193 amino acids. Lineage: Eukaryota; Fungi; Ascomycota; Dipodascomycetes; Dipodascales; Trichomonascaceae. Gene Ontology annotation, cellular component: nucleus. The record is from RefSeq and is a predicted model, not a curated record. Gene Ontology annotation, biological process: transcription-coupled nucleotide-excision repair. The transcript has a single exon. Gene Ontology annotation, molecular function: ATP-dependent chromatin remodeler activity; ATP binding.